Molecule: messenger RNA, 2414 nt
Organism: Carcharodon carcharias (great white shark)
Lineage: Eukaryota; Metazoa; Chordata; Chondrichthyes; Lamniformes; Lamnidae
Gene: tesca
Product: tescalcin a
Exons: 9
Coding region: 260-1063 (267 amino acids)
Molecular function (GO): calcium ion binding
Source: RefSeq, a predicted model, not a curated record
UGAGAUAUUGCCUCUGACGUUGUCUCUAACUGACGUUGAGCGGUAGGACCCAGAGGAAUCCUUCACACGAGCUAUAGGAAAGUGUCGAAAACGGCACUACUCCUCCGGAGUGACAGCAACUGCCACCGACCAAGAUCAGAGGCUUCAACCGAGUAAAUAAAAAAUCGCGAAGCCAGGUUUCCCAGCACCGGUCAGCUUCCCCCCAAGAACUUUUGAGAGUUUUGAAAGCUGUGGAUUUGCUGAAGGCAGGGAAGCAGUGAUGGGAUCUUCACCCUCCCUGCCCGCCUGGGAAAUUCGCAAUCUUGCGAACACCACUGGCUUUACUUCAGAGCAAAUUGAAAUCCUCCACAGAAGAUUCUUGCACCUAACUGAUGGGAAGGAUACAAUGUGCAAAGACUGCUUUGAUAACAUACCAGAUCUGGAGUGUAAUCCAAUUAAGUCAAGAAUUGUCAAUGCAUUCUUUGAUAAGAGAAACCUGGGGCUACAAUCGAUUGGAACUGUUGAUGAAAUCACUUUUGAAAACUUCCUGACCACUUUAUCAUUUUUCCAACAUAUGGGUAACAGCCACUCAAAAGAGGAUCUGGAAUACUACAAAACUGAAAAACUGCGAUUUUUAUUUCGCAUGUAUGACACUAAUGGAGAUGGGAAAAUCACCUUGGAUGAAUUAAGAGAGAUUAUAGAUGAUCUGUUAUCCAAGACAUCAAGCACAGAAAAGACUUCCUCAUCAAUUGCAGAUGCUGCAAUGUUGGAGGCUGAAACCAUCUGCGUAGGACAAAUGGAACCUGAUCAAGUGUACGACGGAAUAACCUUUAAUGACUUCCUUAAGAUCUACACACACAUUGGCUGGGAUUUUCCGGUCCUGCCCACAGUGGGUGUGAUAGCGGGCGGGAGCGGAAAAUAUCGUGAGAUGAAAAAAUAUCAAUUUUACCUCGGCUGGAAAACAGGGACCUAUCGACUUGACGGAGUGUGUUUCCCGACGCACAAUGUCGAUAAUGCAGGAUAUCAAGAUAGAAACCAAAAUGCAUGUGCGUUUUCUGAACAUGGACACUACUGCCAUUUGUAAAUAGUAAAAAAGGACAUCCAGAUGGAGAAGAAUCCAGGCAGACACCAUCCCAUAUGAAGAGCUUUAAUAUUAAACCAUGAAACAAACAAAUUAUCUCAGACAAUAUUGGAUGGAUUAGUAUGAGCAUGAUUCCACUCAAAGUAGCUGCACGCAUCUUCAUUUUUAGAACUUGCUUACUUGUGUCUUUGUAAUCCUUGGAAGAACUAAGUGUUCCAUGUGUUGGAAUCUAGAACUGGUAGUUCCCUCUUCAAUUAUCAGCGCUAAAAUUUCACACUUUUCUAGCACAGCUUUCUUUCCUUUGCCUCAUUAAAUGGUGCACUUCAUGCUAUACAAGCUACUACAUCAGUUCUCAUGCAUUUCCUGGAUGAAUCCAGCUUAAGAUUUGAGGUUUUUAAUGAUUUAUUUCAUAACUCUCUGCCACCUCCCUUUCUUUUUCACCCUUUCUCUCCGCCUUAAUGGUAAACUGUGCUGUCAUAUCAGACAUCUUACUGACUCGCCACAUCCCCUCAACUAAGUUGCUCAAUUUCCCAAUAUUAUUGAUAGUCUGCUGUUCAAUUUACUGUAGGUUUGAAACAUGCCGAUGAGUUGAUAUCUGCUAAUCUCAUUAUUUAUGACAUCAAUGCAACAAUGGGCCUUCCAGUAUCCUAACAGCAACCUGCAUUAGUAAUUGUACCCACUUAAAAAAAGAGCCCUUCCUUUCAACCAUACAAGUCUCAGCAUUACUGAAAAACCAGUUCCACGUGACCAAAAUGAAUCUGUUUGAGGGCAAUCGCUAUUGAGCCAGCCAAUUUACUAGCAUGCACAUCAAACCUAUUACUCAUUGUUUAUUUUGCUCAGUCUUUCUUUUACCAUCAGUUUCAGUUCCUGCACUAUUUAAAAGCUGAACCUGCACUAUACUCUCCCCACUGCUUUAAUCCCUGAUCAUCUAUCUUUAUAAUUCAGUUGUAUGUAUUUUUUAAUGUACUAUUUUAUUUAUCUUUCACUUCCUCUACGGAUUUACCCUCUUCCAACCAUAAGAACAGGCAACUAACUAACUCUUGGAGGCCUCAGCCUUUCCACCUUGGUACUGAUUCUUAGGGCCGAGAGGUAAACAGGAACUAGCCUUAUGACUUUUCAUUUCAUUGUGUGGUGAAGUGCUCAGCUUCCAUUCAACAGCCGUCUCAGAGGUCAGUCUGGAAAAAGCAGUACUAUGAAAUGUACCAAAGUACGCUGUACCAAAGUACCAAAAGUUGUACCAAAGUAAUGUCACUAGUGCACUGCAAACUUAUUGGAUUGUUUUCACUUUAUUAUUUUGGUGGUUUGUAUUUGCAUCUAAAAUUAAUAGAACAAAAUAUUAAAAAUGUUAAAGUUC